Molecule: messenger RNA, 651 nt
Organism: Camellia sinensis
Lineage: Eukaryota; Viridiplantae; Streptophyta; Magnoliopsida; Ericales; Theaceae
Source: RefSeq, a predicted model, not a curated record
AUGGCGCAUAUCACGGCACCAAACAAUAUGGAAAGAAAACGGUUAAAACAUUACAACUUGUAUCAAGGGUUUUAUGGUUCAAUGUUGUGGUUCAUCUCUUAUCCCCUUAUGUUUGUCUUUUGGUUUGUUAUGGUUGUGUUUGGGACAGCCAUAGAAGCUCAAAAAAAGACCUCCAAUCUAAUAAGAUUGGGUUCUUCUCUAUCCCCUAUCAGCAAACCCAAUUCAUGGCUCUCACCUUCAGGCCUUUCUGCAUUCAGUUUCUACCCAAAAAAGAAUGGAUUUGCAGUAGGAAUAUGGAUAAUUGGCCACCCAAACAACACUGUUGUCUGGACUGCAAAUCAAGACUACCCACUCGUGUUCUCAAAAUCCACAAUUGAGUUUACCAGAGAUGGUAGGCUCAUUCUAAACCAUACCCAACAAGGCACAGAGUUGGAUAUUGCUGAUUUCAAUGUUGACAGUCGUGUUGUCUCUACAUCAAUACUCAACUCUGGCAAUUUUAUGUUAUACGAGAACGAUUCUUCUGUUAUUUGGCAAUGCUUUGAUUCCCCAACUGACACCAUAUUAGGAAACCAAACUCUAUCAGAUCAACUAGUUUCAAGUGUGUCAAGCUCAUCAGACCACUCAAGUGGCCGUUAUUGUCUUCAAAUGUAG